Scheffersomyces amazonensis is the source of this 1755-nucleotide messenger RNA. RefSeq names its product citrate (Si)-synthase (gene CIT1). The record is from RefSeq and is a predicted model, not a curated record. The coding region runs from base 155 to 1555 and encodes 466 amino acids. The transcript is spliced from 2 exons. Gene Ontology annotation, biological process: tricarboxylic acid cycle; carbohydrate metabolic process; citrate metabolic process. NCBI's taxonomy places the organism in Eukaryota, Fungi, Ascomycota, Pichiomycetes, Serinales, Debaryomycetaceae. Gene Ontology annotation, cellular component: mitochondrial matrix.
ACUUGUUCGAAAGGAAUUAAUAUAUGAAAAUAUAUAAAUAACAAUCCCCCUGCUGUUUUUUCAUCUCAAAUUUUAUUGAAGACCUCUUAAUACCCUUCUUUUAUUUGAAUUAUUUAUUUACUUAAUUUCGUAAUUGGUCGGUAACUUAUUAAACAUGUCAGCUUUAAAAUCAAUUCAACGUUCAUCUAACGUUGCCAGAAGAACUUUAUUACAAACCAGAACCUAUGCUACUGCCGAACCAACCUUGAAGGCUAGAUUAGAAGAAAUCUUACCUCAAAAGGCUGAAGAAAUCAAGCAAUUAAAGAAGGAAUAUGGUAAAACCGUUAUUGGUGAAGUUCUCUUAGAACAAGCCUAUGGUGGUAUGAGAGGUAUUAAAGGUUUAGUCUGGGAAGGUUCCGUUUUGGAUCCAAUUGAAGGAAUUAGAUUCAGAGGUAGAACCAUUCCAGACAUUCAAAAAGAAUUACCAAAGGCUCCAGGUGGUGAAGAACCAUUACCAGAAGCUUUAUUCUGGUUAUUAUUAACUGGAGAAGUUCCAUCUGAAGCUCAAACCAGAGCUUUAUCUGAAGAAUUGGCUGCUAGAUCUGCUUUACCAAAGCAUGUUGAAGAAUUAAUUGACAGAUCUCCAUCUCAUUUACAUCCAAUGGCUCAAUUCUCUAUUGCUGUUACUGCUUUAGAAUCUGAAUCUCAAUUUGCUAAGGCUUAUGCUAAGGGUGUUAACAAGUCUGAAUACUGGAAAUACACUUAUGAAGAUUCUAUUGAAUUAUUAGCUAAAUUACCAAACAUUGCUGCUAGAAUUUACAGAAAUGUUUUCCAUGAUGGUAAAUUACCAGCUGAAAUUGAUCCUAAAUUAGAUUAUGGUGCUAACUUGGCUAAUUUAUUAGGUUUCAGUGGUAACUCUGAAUUCACUGAAUUACUUAGAUUAUACUUGACCAUUCAUUCUGAUCAUGAAGGUGGUAAUGUUUCAGCUCAUACCACCCAUUUAGUUGGUUCUGCCUUAUCAUCUCCAUUCUUAUCUUUAGCUGCUGGUUUGAAUGGUUUGGCUGGUCCAUUACAUGGUAGAGCCAAUCAAGAAGUAUUAGAAUGGUUAUUCAAAUUAAGAGAAGAAUUACAUGGUGAUUAUUCUAAGGAAAACAUUGAAAAAUACUUGUGGGAAACUCUUAAUGCCGGUAGAGUUGUUCCAGGUUAUGGUCAUGCCGUUUUAAGAAAGACUGAUCCAAGAUAUACUGCUCAAAGAGAAUUUGCUCUUAAGCACAUGCCAGACUAUGAAUUAUUCAAGUUGGUUUCCAACAUUUAUGAAGUUGCUCCAGGUGUUCUUACCAAGCAUGGUAAGACCAAGAACCCAUGGCCAAAUGUGGACUCCCAUUCCGGUGUUUUAUUACAAUACUACGGAUUAACUGAAGAAUCUUUCUAUACUGUUCUUUUCGGUGUUUCAAGAGCCUUUGGUGUCUUACCACAAUUAAUUCUCGAUAGAGGUGUUGGUUUACCAAUUGAAAGACCAAAGUCAUUCUCUACUGAAAAGUACAUUGAAUUAGUCAAGUCUAUUGCCAAGAACUAGAUGUGACUGUACUGGCCUUUUUAUACUACCUAGCCUAUAUCUAUAGUGUAUAGAUCUAUAUGCCUAUAGUAUUAGUUUUAUGGGGUCUAUACUUUGUCUAUAUAGUCUAUGGUCUAUAUAUGUCUAUAUUUAUUUAUACAUUAUGUCUGUUUAUAUAUGUCUAUUUAUUUAUAUUAUGUCUGAUAUUAUUAUUAGUAUAU